Saccharomyces mikatae IFO 1815 is the source of this 1575-nucleotide messenger RNA. It is a transcript of the gene IMD4, whose product is annotated as IMP dehydrogenase IMD4. NCBI's taxonomy places the organism in Eukaryota, Fungi, Ascomycota, Saccharomycetes, Saccharomycetales, Saccharomycetaceae. The record is from RefSeq and is a predicted model, not a curated record. The coding region runs from base 1 to 1575 and encodes 524 amino acids. Gene Ontology annotation, biological process: GTP biosynthetic process. Gene Ontology annotation, molecular function: IMP dehydrogenase activity. The transcript has 2 exons. Gene Ontology annotation, cellular component: cytoplasm.
AUGAGUGCUGCUCCAUUGGAUUACAAGAAGGCUUUAGACCAUUUGAAGAGUUACAGCUCCAGAGAUGGUCUUUCUGUUCAGGAAUUGAUGGAUUCUACAACCAGAGGUGGGUUGACUUACAAUGAUUUCUUGAUCUUACCAGGUUUGGUUGACUUUCCAUCUUCUGCAGUUAGUUUGCAAACAAAAUUGACCAAGAGAAUCUCCCUGAACACUCCAUUUGUGUCUUCUCCUAUGGACACAGUCACUGAAACCGAUAUGGCUAUCUACAUGGCUUUGUUAGGUGGUAUUGGUUUUAUCCAUCAUAACUGUACUCCAAAGGAACAGGCUUCCAUGGUAAAGAAAGUUAAAAUGUUCGAAAACGGUUUCAUCAAUUCUCCAAUAGUCAUUUCCCCAGCCACUACUGUUGGUGAAGUUAAGGCCAUGAAAAGAAAAUUUGGUUUCUCUGGUUUCCCUGUUACUGAAAAUGGUAAAUGUCCAGGUAAGUUAGUCGGGUUGGUCACAUCUCGUGACAUACAAUUUUUAGAGGAUGAUUCACUAGCCGUUUCUCAAGUUAUGACUAAAAAUCCAGUUACUGGUGUUAAAGGCAUUACUUUGAAAGAAGGUAAUGAAAUCCUAAAACAAACCAAAAAGGGCAAGUUGCUAAUUGUCGAUGAAGAUGGUAACUUAGUUUCCAUGUUGUCAAGAGCAGAUUUGAUGAAGAAUCAAAAUUACCCACUAGCUUCUAAGUCCGCUACUACAAAGCAAUUGUUAUGUGGUGCUGCUAUUGGUACUAUUGAGGCUGAUAAGGAGAGAUUAAGACUGUUGGUUGAAGCUGGUUUAGACGUUGUUAUCUUGGAUUCUUCUCAAGGUAACUCUAUUUUCCAAUUGAACAUGAUCAAAUGGAUCAAGGAAACAUUCCCGGAUUUAGAAAUCAUUGCCGGUAACGUUGCUACUAGAGAACAAGCUGCCAAUUUGAUCGCUGCUGGUGCAGACGGUUUGAGAAUUGGUAUGGGUUCUGGUUCCAUUUGUAUCACUCAAGAAGUUAUGGCUUGUGGUAGACCACAAGGUACCGCUGUUUACAACGUUUGUCAGUUUGCUAACCAAUUUGGUGUUCCAUGUAUGGCUGACGGUGGUGUUCAAAACAUUGGUCACAUCACCAAGGCUUUGGCCCUUGGUUCCUCUACCGUCAUGAUGGGUGGUAUGUUGGCUGGUACUACCGAGUCCCCAGGUGAAUACUUCUUCAAAGAUGGUAAGAGAUUGAAGGUUUACCGUGGUAUGGGGUCCAUUGAUGCUAUGCAAAAGACCGGUAACAAGGGCAAUGCCUCUACCUCUCGUUACUUUUCUGAAUCUGACAGUGUCUUGGUUGCGCAAGGUGUUUCUGGUGCUGUUAUUGAUAAAGGUUCUAUCAGGAAGUUCAUUCCAUACUUGUACAAUGGUUUGCAACAUUCUUGUCAAGAUAUUGGCUACACAUCAAUGGAUUUGUUGAAGGAAAAUGUCCAAAAGGGAGAAGUCAGAUUUGAAUUCAGGACCGCUUCUGCUCAAUUAGAAGGUGGUGUCCAUAAUCUGCACUCUUAUGAAAAGCGUCUACACAACUGA